AGUGACUUGGAGGAGCAUCGCUGCUCCCUUUUUGCUUCACAGAUACCCUUCCCAAAGCACACUUUGUUGUGUGACUGCAGAGCGAUUUGUUUUGAGGAAACCGCCGUUUCCUCUCACUGCAAAGUGCAUGUUCACAGGUAGCCUAUGAUUUAUGCCAUGAGGCGAAUAGGCCUAUGAAAGAGAACCGCGCGACAAACGUCCACUGAUCCGUUAUUUGACAUCUGGACCGCAUGAGAUGAGCUGCACGUGGACAUCUACACUGACGUUGAUGGAUUUUCACUCGGUGCUGGUGGGAGAUUAACUUGACAAGUGCGCUGCAUCCUCAUCGGGCUAUGAUUAAUUUCGGGAAUAUCUGACAUGGCAAGGAUACUGUCCAUCCUCACGAAAAUCAUGCUUCUUAAAAUUCUUGCGUUCAUUCUCUUCAAAGGUGUCUUGACGUCCGACGACUCGGUCACAUCUGAGGUCAACCCCGGGAGUCUUUCAGUCUCCAGCAGGGCGUCUGGCUCCGGGAGAGCCACGGGUAUACAGCUGUCUGAGGCAACGGAGGCUAAGUUCAGACCUAAACGCUGUACCUGUUAUUCUUACAAGGAUAAAGAGUGCGUGUACUACUGCCACUUGGAUAUCAUCUGGAUCAACACUCCCGAACGCACUGUGCCCUAUGGAAUGUCGAGCUACAGAGGACCUCAGCGAAUCAGACGUGCUGUCAGUGGACAAGCAAAUGAACGUGAGGGGGCAAAGACUCAGCGCUGCAUUUGUGCCAUACUUGAGGCAGACCCUGAGUGCCAUGAUUUUUGCCUGUCAUGCCCCCUGCAGACAGUGCCAAUCAGGAGUCUCCACAGAGUCCCUGGUCCUGAAUGACAGUUUGGAAUGGACCUUUCCCUACUCUUAGCCCUGUCCAUUCUCCAUUUGACGCUCUUACCUCCACAGGCACACUCACAUUAAAGGAAAAAAAACUUUGGAGUUUGACACAGACAUUCCUCAGAUUUAAAACUACUGGAGCAAGUUCCAUCAUGCCGAUUCAUUUCAAGAACUUUUCAGCAAAUUCAAUACAGAUACCUGGAGGCUAUCACCCUUUUGUUCCCUCCUGAAAGCAGCAUGAGGGUUACUUCCACCAUGAUAUAAUAGCCAUUGACCUUGCUUCUGUCAAGCUUGAUUAGACACACCCUUUUUAUGCACGCCUGGUUAUAUUGAGGACUACACUUGACUCUCUCUUUUACAAGAAUGAGAUAAGCUUUUUUAUCAACCUAUAAGGGACAACAAAGACAUUUCUAUGACAAUGUUGGUAAUCAGAAGUGCCACAAGCAGCUAUGUAAAGUAGGAGCAAGGCAUGCUAUUGUGAUAUCUUGCCUUUAAAAAUAUCAAAGUGGGCAACAAAAAAAAGGAGAAAAGUUUUUGCCACCGGUGUUAUCGGGGAUAUUAUUGAGCUUUGGUUUAUGAGACUAUUUACAGUCGGUCUGGAAAGCAUUAACACCCUGACAGUUUGCAUAUUCUGUUCAUCUCAUUUCUUUCAGCCAUAUUGUAUCAUUUGUGCUCUUUGCAACUGAAUUAUACUAUAUGUUGUGCUUUUACCUCACCACCACUGGUAAACUCAACUUUAACUGGAGUGAAAAUAUUGAACCAUCCAUUGUUGCACUGGGUGACAUGUUCCCUCAUCAUGAUGAACAUGGACCCUGUAGUUUAUUUCGAGUCAAUCCCACAUAUAUUGUCCUCAGUGGUGGAGAAGGUAUUCCAGUCCUUUACUCAAUUAAAAGUACUAAUACCACACUUUA
This is a messenger RNA of Perca flavescens (yellow perch), 1769 nucleotides long. RefSeq names its product endothelin 3b (gene edn3b). Bases 358 to 858 code for a protein of 166 amino acids. The transcript has 4 exons. The record is from RefSeq and is a predicted model, not a curated record. Gene Ontology annotation, cellular component: extracellular region. Gene Ontology annotation, molecular function: hormone activity; endothelin B receptor binding. Gene Ontology annotation, biological process: vein smooth muscle contraction; regulation of vasoconstriction; regulation of systemic arterial blood pressure by endothelin. NCBI's taxonomy places the organism in Eukaryota, Metazoa, Chordata, Actinopteri, Perciformes, Percidae.